AUAGAUCUAUAUAUCUGUGUGAGAUGCGAAGGAAGACAGAGAAACAGCAAAGAAGAGCUGUAAAUUUGGUAGAAAGAAAAUAAUUAAGCAGCCAUGAAUGGAAGUAGAAAUAAUAACCGUAAUGGUGUGCCGAUUGAAGAAGAAGAAGGAGAAAAGAGAUUAUACACAGAAGAUGGGACUGUGGAUCUCAGAGGCAAACCUGUUCUUCGAUCCAACACUGGUCGAUGGAAGGCUUGUUCUUUCAUCGUCGUGUAUGAAGUGUUCGAACGAAUGGCGUACUUUGGAAUAUCGAGCAAUUUAUUCAUAUACUUGACGACGAAGCUACGCCAGGGCACAGUCAGAUCAGCCAAUAAUGUCACCAAUUGGCUCGGUACCAAUUGGAUCACUCCCAUCUUGGGUGCAUACGUUGGCGAUGCACUUUUGGGUCGUUAUUGGACUUUUUUGAUUGCCACCGCUAUCUACUUUUCGGGAAUGUCCCUUCUAACCCUUUCAGUAUCAAUCCACCCGUUGAAACCAAGUUCAUGUCCAGACCCAAAUGGUGUUCAUUGCCAGAAGCCAACUACAUUACAAAUAGUUGUAUUCUUUGUUGCCCUAUACAUCAUAGCACUCGGAAAUGGUGGAACGAAGCCCAAUAUUUCGACCAUUGGCGCGGAUCAAUUCGACGAGUUCGACCCUAAAGAAAAAAUCCAAAAACUUUCCUUCUUCAAUUGGUGGGCGUUUAGCAUACUCUUUGGUGCAUUAUUUGCCACUACUGUGCUUAUCUAUAUUCAGGAUAACGUGGGAUGGGCGCUUGGGUAUGGAAUCCCAACCAUUGGACUAGCAAUAUCGAUAUUGAUAUUUUUGGCUGGGACACCCUUCUAUCGGCACAAGGUGCCGAUGGGAAGCUCGUUGACGACAAUAAUUAAGGUCAUUGUGGCUUCGAUUAGCAAGUGGAAGGUGGAGAUUCCGACGGAUGCCAAAGAACUCUAUGAGCUUGAUCCUAUAGAGUACGGUGAAGGAAAGCACAUGAUUGAUUCUACAAAUAGCAUGAGGUUCCUCAACAAAGCAUGUGUAAGAACAAGCUCUAGCAAGCCAUGGCUACUUUCCUCAGUCACACAAGUAGAAGAAACCAAGCAGAUACUCCGAAUGAUCCCGAUCCUCAUCGUCACCUUCAUCCCGAGCACGAUGGUCGCACAAAUCGGGACACUUUUCAUCAAACAAGGCACCACUCUAAACCGCCACAUCGGCGCCUUCAAGAUCCCUCCGGCUAGCUUAGGCCUAUUCGUCACAAUCUCGAUGCUCGUAUCUCUCGUGGUGUAUGACCGUGUCUUCGUAAAAAUCAUAAGGAAAAGGACGAGAAACCCUAGAGGUAUUACUCUCCUCCAACGAAUGGGGAUCGGUAUGAUCCUCCACAUCAUCAUCAUGGUUAUCGCUUCCCUAACCGAACGAUAUAGAAUCCAUGUUGCCCGGAAAAAUGGCCUAGUCGAGAAUGGGGGCCAAGUCCCUUUAUCUGUAUUCAUUAUAUUGCCUCAAUUCAUACUCAUGGGCGUUGCGGAUGCAUUCUUGGAGGUGGCGAAGCUCGAGUUCUUCUACGACCAAGCGCCCGAGAGCAUGAAGAGUUUAGGGGCAUCGUAUUCUUUGACAAGUCUUGGAGCCGGGAACUUCAUAAGCAGCCUGUUUCUGACCAUUGUCUCGAAUGUCACAAGUGGGAACGGGCACGAGGGAUGGAUUCGGAACAACCUGAACGCCUCGCAUUUGGAUUACUAUUACGCCUUCUUUGCCAUCUUGAACUGCAUUAAUUUUGUCUUGUUUCUUGUUGUGGUGAGAUUUUAUGUCUAUAGAGCCGAAGUUUCGGAUUCCAUGAAAGUGCUUGCGGAAGAGCUGACGGUUCGAAAAACAGAAGGCGGGCAAUGAGGAAAUUAUCUCAAACUAGAGGAAAUUUGAUGUUAUUCGAACUAAAACUUUUUUCUGUUAAGUAAAGAUCUAUGAAGGAUGUUCGUGUCCAUUUUUUUUUUUUUGAAGUAUCGAAUGGCUUGUUUCAAUUUCAUCGAAGUAAUGAACGUCAUUACACUUGGAAAAAAAAUCUAAUCUCAACUUGAACUGAAAUGAUAUAAUGCA
Andrographis paniculata is the source of this 2097-nucleotide messenger RNA. RefSeq names its product protein NRT1/ PTR FAMILY 5.2-like. NCBI's taxonomy places the organism in Eukaryota, Viridiplantae, Streptophyta, Magnoliopsida, Lamiales, Acanthaceae. Gene Ontology annotation, cellular component: membrane. The coding region runs from base 94 to 1893 and encodes 599 amino acids. The transcript has 4 exons. Gene Ontology annotation, molecular function: tripeptide transmembrane transporter activity; dipeptide transmembrane transporter activity. Gene Ontology annotation, biological process: transmembrane transport; dipeptide transport. The record is from RefSeq and is a predicted model, not a curated record.